This is a messenger RNA of Neospora caninum, 1905 nucleotides long. RefSeq names its product wdr19 protein, related. Gene Ontology annotation, molecular function: protein binding. The record is from RefSeq and is a predicted model, not a curated record. Gene Ontology annotation, cellular component: cilium; intraciliary transport particle A. Gene Ontology annotation, biological process: intraciliary retrograde transport; cilium assembly. The transcript has 12 exons. NCBI's taxonomy places the organism in Eukaryota, Apicomplexa, Conoidasida, Eucoccidiorida, Sarcocystidae. The coding region runs from base 1 to 1905 and encodes 634 amino acids.
AUGCCAUCUGGCAAGCUGGCGACGGAGUGUUUAAAGACGCACUCCUCAGUCGUCUUGGAACACAAAGGCAUCACUGCGGAGAAAGCUCUCCCAAAGAUCCUGCAACUUGUGGCCCUCAACAGGCUCCAAGACGCGUUCGAUGUCGCCAAGGACUGUAUUUGUCUCCAGCCAGCUGCCAGAAGCAAAACGCCGUUGGAGAGGCAGAUCUGGGAAAUGCUAGGAAAGGCAGCUUUGGACCAGAUGGACCUCGAAUCUGCCGAGAAAGCGUACCAGCAAAUUCCCAAGGCUGACAUGCUUCUCUGGCUGAACGCCAUUCGCCAGCGGAGCGAAGAGAAACUCGUUGCAGCUGGCAAUAUCUACAUACACAUGGACGAGUACGACAAGGCGGAAGAAGCGUUCUUGAAGUCGCAGCAGCCAACUCUGGCUCUCGAUCUUCUAGUUGAUUUGCAGAAGUGGGACAGGGCUUUGACUGUGGCUCAGACUUUAGAUCCGACGAGGCUCGCCCCACUCAACCUCCGCUAUGCCCAGGAUCUCGAGGCCGACGGCAAGUAUCAGAGAGCCUUGCGUCAUUAUGAACGAGCUCGGGAGAUUCUCAGCAAGCCCACGGAUCUCUCGGGAUCCGGACGGGAGUCGCCGAAGGCCUUGGGCGAGUCUCCAGACGAACGCGGGGCACCCGGCAAGGAAAUCCGCAGCAACGGGGACCACCCGUCUCGAACGUCGAACGUGUUAUCACCCGAGAGGAUUUGCCUGGCUGGGAUCGCAAGAUGUGCAAUACGGAUAGGUGAAAUCCAGCGCGGGAUGCAGAUGGCUGUCGACCUCGGCGACAAGGCAGUAUUAGAGGAAUCCGCCUCGCUCCUUGAACGUCUCAGACAGUUCGCGGAAGCGGCAAGCCUUCAUCAGAAGGCCGGAAAUAUAGACAAGGCUGCAGCCUUGUACAUUGAGGUGAAAACACCGAGGCACUUCGCUUGUGGGGAUGCCCACGAAUUCGUAGCAGCUGCGCCGUUGAUGACGCAGAUAGAGUCGCCGAAGAUCCAACUUCUGUUUGCAAAGGCGAAGGAGGAACAACGCUGCUUCCAGGAUGCAAUGGAAGCUUACGCACGGGCGAAACAUUAUCAAGCCGUGGUCCGAAUAAUGCUCCAGGAACUUGGACGAGAGCAAGAAGCGUUUGAGAUAGUCCGCACGACACGGUCGUCGGUGGCUGCUGACACCGCCGCCGAGUUUUGCAGGAAGAAAGGGUGCGUGAAGGAGGCUGUCGAGUUCCUUGUCGUUGCGGGGCGUGUCCAGGAGGCAGUGGCGCUGGCUGAAGAGCGGGACGAAAUGGAGCCCUUUGUCCAAUGUGUUGGAGACGGAAUGGGAGCCGACGUUCAGAAACGGAUUGCUGUAUACUACGAGAAGCAAAAUCUGCCUUUACAAGCGGCGCGGCAUUACGCUAAUUGCGGAAACGCAGAAAAAGCAUUGGAUCUGUACUUGCACGCAGACGUGCCCGCAUACGAUGCGGCCAUCGAUCUUGUGGGCCGAUUCAAGCAGGUGGGCCUUAUUCGAAGACUCCGCGACCUCCUGGAAGGCGUCUCAGACGGCGUUCCGAAAGAUCCAUCCUUUCUUCACAAACUCCAUGUGGCCCUGGGGGAUCAUGUGGAAGCGGCGAAGGGCGCAUGCAAAGUGGCUGCAAAAGAACAAGGCGAGGGGCACUACAAAGCGGCGCACGAUAUCCUGUUCCGGACGUGGAAGAACCUAGCGGAACAGCAGUUGCCUGUUCCCCAGCAGCUCGUAACCCGCUUUACGACGCUUCACUCGUAUAUUCUCGUCCGACGGUUGAUGCGAGCAGGCGACUUCCCCGUCGCCGCUUAUCUUCUCGAGCGGGUAUUACAAAACAUACACGAGUACGUUUUUGACUUCUACAACUGA